CCGCUCCUCCCGGCCGGCUACGCGACUGCGCUGCUCGGAGGCCCGGGGGCCGAGGGGCCCGUGGGACACGCGUCGGGGCGCAGCUUCCUGGUGCGGGCGGACCGCGGAGGUGGACCUGGCUGCGGCCCCCCUGGCCUGUGAGCGUCGCCCGGGAGAGCGGAAUUGCGGGGUUGGAGCAUCUGCCGCACCUCGGACCUUGACCUGUGGCCUGGGAGGAGGUGAGAUCUACUGGCCAGGCUCUGACCACCUGACCACCUUCCUGGGCGCCUGAGUCUGGGUUUCCUCGCCAGGACUCUCCCUUUCCCCUCCCCUGCCCCUCUGGCCGUAGCCCGGGCAGCAUGCAGACCCAGCAGAGUGGCGUCCAGUACAGCAGGUGGGAUGACAGCAGCCGGGACGAAGUCCACGUGGCUGCCGAGUCUAGCACGGAGGAGGCCUCAAGCUGGGCGAGGAUCUCCCGGAAGCUGUGCUCAGGCAAGCUGGGCAUCGUGAAGGUGCUGGGCGGAGUGGCCCUCUUCUGGGCCGUCUUCAUCCUGGGCUACGUCACCGGCUACUACGUGCACAAGUGCAAAUAAGGCUUCCCAGCAUACACGCAUGUGCCCGGGGACGCGGGCCCGGGCGGACACCCCUGUACACCAGAAUCCCCUUUGCAUGCACAGACCCUCAUGUACACGGAUCCCUCGUAUACACCAGGUUUCCUCCACGUGCAUAGACUCGCCGCCCCCCCACAGACCCCACUGUGCAGCAAGCAGUCACUGGCCAUCCAGGGGCACGCAGAGGAACAGGGACACAGGUCCUCGAUGACAUAUACACAUGCCUCGCACAGGCAGCCAGCCAGGGGCACACGUGGCCGGGAGACUCUGCCCAGUUUGAGCUGGGACCACGGGGCACACCUCUGGGUCCUCCCUGAGUGGGCGCUGUGUGGGGCUGGGGGUGCCUGGGUGGGCCUCUGGGCCCUCUUGUUUUGUAAGGAUGGCUCUGGGGGAGGCGGGGCUAUGUAUGUCCCUCUGCCCACCCCCCUCCCCGGGCUGAGACCCCAUCCUGGAAGUCGAUCCUGGGCAGGGUGGGGAGCGGGAGCCACCCUCAAGUGUUCUCUGUUCUGUGGUGCGGUGGGCAUAGUUGCUCCGGGGCUUGGAGCCAGCAGGAAGGCCGUUGCCCCCUCCAUGCCCAGGGCGGAUGGGAACCUGUGCACCGAUGCAGUCAUUAAAAGUCUGUUGCAUGAA
Molecule: messenger RNA, 1220 nt
Organism: Prionailurus viverrinus (fishing cat)
Lineage: Eukaryota; Metazoa; Chordata; Mammalia; Carnivora; Felidae
Gene: SMIM1
Product: small integral membrane protein 1 (Vel blood group)
Source: RefSeq, a predicted model, not a curated record